AUGGUUUUUGAAGAAGUCCAGCAAGAGUUACUUAUAUAGUAAAAUAUUUUAUUUUUACAGUUUUCCAAAAGAUAUAUCUAAAAAAGCGAAGUGGCUUAAAGCACUUAAUUCAACUUCGGUAACCAAUUGGAAUAAAGUUCGUAGCGAACAUUUUAGUGCUAAUGUUUUUAUAUUUAACAACAAUCGAAAUAUCCUUAAAUCGACUGCAGUACCAACCAGUUAGGGAUCUUAAAAAAAAAAAAAAUAAAUUCAAUUAUUAUAAAAUAAAAAUUCAAUCAUUAUAUAAUUUUACUUUUUAGUAGUUAUAAACUCAUAGAAGAAGAAAGUUACACUGAUAAACAUGAAUUAUCGACAAGUUUUCCAACAUAUAUAACGCUAGGAGGAGGAAAAUCUAUACAAAUAAUAACUGAUCCUAUAGUUGACGAAGAAGUGGGGCUUAUUCGACCUCACAUCCAUCCAUUUCAUGAUAAUUUCAAAGACAUUUUGAAUCAAAUAACCACUGGUAUGUUGCUCAUAAGUCAUGUAUACAUUUAUUAUAUUUAUUACAAAAUGAUUAAACUUUCAACAUAUUACAGAUACUAAUAACUUUGAUGACAAUAUUGUGAAAAAAUUUACAAUUAAUGAAAAAGUCAGUAACAUAAUUAAUUAUAUGUAAACCUAGUAAUGUCACAGACUACAUUAAAUGUUUAAUGUAGUCUAUGGUAAUAUUAAUGCUAUGUUUUGGCAUACCUCAUAACUUCUAAUGAAAAUACUAAAACUUCAAGAACAAGAAGUUGAAAAAUUAAAACAGGAGACCAUGAAAAUUAAAAUGCUAAAUUUGUAGUUUCAGCAUGAAACUGGGGUAGAACGAGCAUUUGAUGAUGAUAAAACAAGAAAGCAGUAA
This is a messenger RNA of Cinara cedri, 883 nucleotides long. The record is from the annotation of a GenBank genome assembly. Lineage: Eukaryota; Metazoa; Arthropoda; Insecta; Hemiptera; Aphididae.